AUGGCGCCGCUCCGGACCGAUCCCAACAUCAUCAUCACCGGCACGCCCGGCGUGGGCAAAACGACGCACUGCCAAGAACUCGCCAGCAGAACCGGCCUCCACCACCUCGACAUCAACGAUGUAGUCAAGAAGCACAACAUCGGCGAGACGUCCAACGACCCCGCCGACCCACACGUCAAGAUCGUGGAUGAAGACCGCCUGCUCGACUGCAUCGAGAACGACCUCGAAGAAGGCGGGCAGAUCAUCGACUGGCACGGCUGCGACAUGUUCCCAGAGAAGAUGAUCGACCUCGUCUGCGUGCUGCGGUGCGACAACAAGCUGCUCUAUGACCGUUUGAAGGCGCGGGGGUACAGCGAGGAGAAGCUGCAGGAGAAUCUGGAUGUGGAGAUUAUGGAGGUGUUGGUGCAGGAGGCGAGGGAUUCGUACAAGGAGGAGGUGGUGGUGGAGUUGAGGAGUGAGGGGACGGAGGAUAUUGAUGCGAAUGUGGAGAGGAUUGAGACGUGGAUUCAGAAUUGGAGGAAGGAUAAUGGGAAGGAGGGUGGGGAUGUUGAGGCGAAAGAGGAGGGGAAGGGGAAGAAGGAUGAGGACGAUCCGAUGUUCUUACAUGGUUGA
Molecule: messenger RNA, 612 nt
Organism: Zasmidium cellare ATCC 36951
Lineage: Eukaryota; Fungi; Ascomycota; Dothideomycetes; Mycosphaerellales; Mycosphaerellaceae
Exons: 1
Coding region: 1-612 (203 amino acids)
Cellular component (GO): cytoplasm; nucleus
Molecular function (GO): AMP kinase activity; ATP binding; ATP hydrolysis activity
Source: RefSeq, a predicted model, not a curated record